UUGCGAGCCGGCCCCCCUUGCGACCUCUCGCCCGCCAUGUUCUCUGGCUCCAACUCGUACCUAGGGGGCGGCAACAGCGCUCGUCCGGGUCAACCUCAAUAUGGCCAACCGCAGCAGCAGCAGCAGCAGCAGCAGCAAUAUGGCCAGCAGCUGGGUCCCCAGCCUACGGGUUUUGGGGGAGCUCCAUUGGGGCCUCAACCCACUGGCUUCGGCGGCGGUCCUAUGCAACCUCAAUUCACCGGCUUCCCGGGUCAACAGCAGGGCAAUUUUCAGCAGCAGCAGCAACAACCGCAGUUCACUGGGUUUCCCGGCCAGCAGCCUCAAUCGUUCCAACAAGCCCCUCAGCAGCAGCAGCAGCCCGCGCCUCCGCAACCUCAGAGACCUCAGCCUACGGGCAUGACCUCGGCCCAGAUGGCCAACUCGUUCGUGUCCUCGAGCUCUUCCCAGCUCCCUCCUCCGCCCCCGGCUAAGACGAGCAACAAGAUCCCCAACAUUAGACUCUCCUUCAUCACAGCCACCGAUCAGGCCAAGUUCGAGCAGCUCUUCAAAUCCGCUGUGGGAACUGCCCAGGCAAUGUCUGGCGACCAAGCUCGCGAUAUCCUGAUGCGCUCCAACCUUCCGGGUGAUGCCCUGUCACAUAUCUGGUCACUCGCUGACACCACCAAAUCCGGUCAGCUCCUUUUCCCCGAGUUUGCCCUCGCCAUGUAUCUCUGCAACCUCAAGAUGACGGGCAAAGAUCUACCCCCCAGUCUUCCCGAUCGCGUUAAAAACGAGGUGUCGAGCAUGGUCGACAUCAUCUCCUUUGGCAUUCCCGAUGACCAGCCCAGCCGCCCACCUCCAGCCAGCAACGCGCCCAAGUUCGACGAGUCCAUGAAUCAGAGCUCGCAAAAUGUGCCCACCAUCCAGCAACCGCAGCCUCAGCAAUCAAACAGCCAGCUUCUCAGCUCGUUGAGUGCCCAGCCAACAGGAUUCGGCCAGCCUAUGGGUUUACAGUCUCAGCCCACAGGUUUUGGACAGGCUCCCGGGGGUUACACUGGCCCAAGACCCCCUAUGCCCCCUAUGCCUACAGGUUUUGGUGGUUCCGGCGGUCUGCAACCCAAUCCGACUGGCUUUGCUCCAUUAAACGCACAACCCACUGGUGUCGCAGGCCAAUGGGGCUUGGUCAACAAUCCUUCAACAGGCCUUCCAAACAUUGAAGCUCUUGCGCAACGCAUGAUGCCACAGACAGGCCGGGAUGCUGGAAGUAACUUCACCACGGCUGGGCUGAGUGGUAAUGCCACAAUUCCUUGGGCCAUCACCAAAGGUGAAAAGAAGCUUUAUGACGAUACUUUCAAAGCUUGGGAUGGUUUGGGUAAGGGUUAUAUUAGCGGUGAGCAAGCACUCGAGAUUUUUGGCCAGAGUGGACUUCCCAAGCCUGAUCUCGAACGAGUAUGGACACUCGCCGACUCUGCUGAUCGUGGCCGCUUGAAUCUGGAUGAAUUCGCUGUUGCUAUGCAUCUCAUCUACCGAGCAUUGAACGGAUACCCUGUGCCAAAUCGUUUGCCUGCCGAGUUGAUACCCCCAUCUACGCGCAAUUUGAAUGCUUCCAUUGGUACCAUGAAAUCUCUGCUAUCACGCGAUGCAGAAGAGAGGAAGAAUACUGGGGCCUUUCUCCAGCCCCAGCGGACUGGUGUGAGCUACUUGAAAUCGCAUUCCUUCCGUGGGAGUAGUCCAGCAGCCGGCGGCCGCAAAGAUGCAACUGUCUUCCGCAACAAUGACGACAACGCUGGCUAUCGUUCCAGUGCUCGCCAUCGGGUCGGUGCCGGCGGGCGCUCGCCCUCUCCUGCAUCUGCCACAUCUGAGCGCUCUGACGAGUUAUCCCUGGAUCAACUCAGGAAGAUGGUGAAGGAGAAACAGAUCUUGCUUGAUGCUAUGGAUACCCGUGAUGAGAAUGCUGCCGAUGAAGACGAUGCGUUAGAUCGUAGAGAUAGACGCGAAGCGGAUGAUUUGUAUCGUCGCAUUCGAAGGCUUCAAGAAGACAUCGACGCUCACCCUCAAGCGUCAUUGAGAGGCAAUGACUCCGACGCUGAACGACGUGCAUUGAAGCGCCAACUCCAGAACCUAACAGACCGUCUACCUGAGCUCGCUUCCAAUGUUCGCAGGACGGAACGGGAAAUUGCCGACGCCCAACUCGAGUUAUUCAGGCUCAAAGAUGCCAAGGCACACCCGGGAUCGGCUUCUUCUAUCGUAGGCACUGGGCCGGGCGGAUCCAUCACCGAGUCAGACAGGCUCAAGGCUCGCGCGAAAGCCAUGAUGCAGGCCCGCUCUGCUGCUCUUACAGGCAAACCCGCACCGGUUGCUGACGACACUGGCGCAGCAGCAGAACGCCUGGAAAAGGAGAGCUCCCGUAUUAGAUCUGAACGGGAGAACAAUGAACAUAUGAUUCGCGACGUAGAGGAUAGUGUCAGGGAGUACACCAAGGGACUUGAAGCAAGUCUCAAGGAGGGUGGACACGACAACACAAGCGAACAUGAGCGACGAAGAUGGGAAGAUGGUUUGGGUGUUGAAGAUGAAGUGAAAGAUUUCAUUUUCGACCUCCAGCGAAGCAGUCGCUCGAGCCGCGUUCGCAAGGAAGAUACCUCUCGUUCUGACAGUUAUUCUACGUCUCGCGCUGGAGAUAGCGGUCGUCCCGCUGCUUCGUCUCGCUACGAAAGCCCCGCACGCAGUGCUGAAACCACCCCUCGUCCAUCUUCCACCACAUCAGCAUCCUCUCACAAAACCCCCGAGGACCGUGCCGCUUUCAUCAAACAGCAAGCGGAAGCACGAAUGGCCGAGAGGCUGGCUGCACUUGGCUUGCGCCCGCCAGUCAAAGGAGGCGAGACUCCGCAGCAGCGCCAGGAGAGGGAGAAGAAAGAGAUGGAGGACAAGCGCCGACAAGCAGAAGAAGAGGAUGCACGCCGAGAAGAGGAGAGGCAGAAACGGUUGAACGAGGAAUCAUCCGCUCCACCAGUUCCGAACAAAGCGAGUGGGAAGAAGCCGCCUCCACCGCCUGCUUCAAGAAAGAACAAGGAUGUGGUUCAGCACGAUAAUAAGCAAGCAGAGUUCGAAGCCAAGAGAGUCGAGAAUGAGAUGGCCGAGAAAGCUCUCCGCGAACAGCAGGAGGCCCAGACCGCAGAGCGUCAUCGUCUAGAGGAAGAGUCCAAACGACAAGAAGCAGAUAUUGCCAAGGACGAGGAGGAGGCUCAAGCCCGAGUUCGUGCCCUUGAGGAGCAAGUUCGGCAGGGUAAGCUGAAGAAGCAAGAGGCCAAGAAGCGUAGAGAGGCAGCACAACAGGAAGCAAAGGAAAAAGAAUCGAAGCUUGCUGCAGAACGCGCCAGGAUUGAAGCUAUACGCGAGGAAGAACGCCGACUUCAGUUGCAACUGGAGAGUCUUAAUGACGACGACUCGUCCUCCGACUCGGAUGAUGAGGGCCCCCAAAACAUUACACCCCAGGGAACCACUCCGGCUGCCAGUCAAGAGCUUCCCAGAGAAACAGCGCCAGCGGCACCCCCGCCUGCUCCACCCAUGCCUCACCAGGCCAGCACUCCACCUUCAGUGGCAAGCCCUCCGGCAUCUUCACUCACAAGUCCUCACCCUGGUCUGGGUGAUACCGAAACCAAAAACCCAUUCUUGAAGAAGAUGGCGCUGUCCAACCAAGAGAACAGUCAGCCUGUUGCUACACCCCCACCUCCACCAAGCAACACCAGUGAGGUGUCUACCAACCCGUUCCACCGUCUAACCCAGGAGAACGCCAACAAGUCCACAUAUAAUGAAAAUGCGGGUCCUCCUGCCCGUCUACGACCCAAACAGGAAGAUGAUGACUGGUCUGUGGUCGAUUCAGACGAUUCGUCUUCCGACGAUGAGGAUGCCCCUCAAGGAGGAGCCAAGCAGUUGGCUUCGCUUCUGUUCGGUACUAUGGCUCCACCGCGACCACUGUCUGCCAUGGACAACAAGAGUCCUCAGCCAGAAAGCCCUGCCAUCUCCUCUCCUCCUGCUGGAAUUCCACCCCCUCCUCCCAUGCCCACAAGCGGUGCACCGCCACCCCCCCCCGGACCACCACCGCCCCCUGAGGGAGGGCCUCCUCCUCCGCCGAUGCCUGCAGCUAGAGCGCCUGCGGGACCAGCAGAUCGUGGUGCUUUGUUGAGCCAGAUUCAAUUGGGCAAGGGCUUGAGGAAGGUUGAGACUAAAGAUAGGAGCCAGUCUUCGACUGCUGGGCGCGUUUUGUAGAGUAACCGGAGGUUGUCACAAAGCUAUAUGUACUUGUAGCCCUUGAAUAUAUUGAAUAGUCUGCUAAAAUUUGUAAUCUUGCCACCUCAAAUUCGCAUCUAUCGCCGAGAAGGCAAAGCGUGUAGAGGCAAAUCACUAUGUAUCUAUAGCUGCGCUCGCCUAUUUAGCAGUGGAAGCAUCACUUUCCCCCAGUGGCCAAUGUUUCUUCGAGCAGUGGCAUUUAACACUAUGCAUACCAUGUGUCUC
This is a messenger RNA of Periconia digitata, 4491 nucleotides long. Lineage: Eukaryota; Fungi; Ascomycota; Dothideomycetes; Pleosporales; Periconiaceae. The record is from the annotation of a GenBank genome assembly.